This is a messenger RNA of Rotaria sp. Silwood1, 1017 nucleotides long. NCBI's taxonomy places the organism in Eukaryota, Metazoa, Rotifera, Eurotatoria, Philodinida, Philodinidae. The record is from the annotation of a GenBank genome assembly.
AUGAUUUUAAAUUUGAUAAAAUUUGAUAUUAUUUCUGGUCUUUUUGGUUUUGUUAUUGGAUUUUUAUCAUUAUGGAUAUUUUUUGAAUGGUGUCAACGUCGAAAUAAAAAACUCAACUUAGAUUCAAUAAUAUCAACAAUAAAAUAUACUGAAUCUUUACAUUGGAAUCCACUAGAAGAACGACGUGGUUUAGGUGAUCUUAUCAUAAAAGUGAAUCAUAUAGCAAUAACUGUGUCAGAUGUUGGUAGAUCACUUAGUUUUUAUGUAGAUAUAUUAGGAUUUCAACAAAUUCGUCGACCGUCAUUCCAACGUCAUGGUGCUUGGUUAACCAUGGGUAAUAUUGAACUUCAUUUAAUAAAAGGUAUACCUACUAUACCACCUGUGGAUAAUAUUCAAGUUGGACAUAUAGCAUUCGAAACAUUACAUGUUGAUAAAGUUGUUAAGAAAUUACGUGAAUUAAAUAUUGAUGUUCGUCAAAGUGUAUUAAAAGCUAAUACAUAUAAAUCGAAAUCUAAAAAAAAACUACGUAUUAAUCAAUAUUUUUUUAAUGAUCCAGAUGGAUAUUAUUUAGAAUUAUGUAAUUGUCAUCUUCUUACAGAAUUUUCAUUGAACAAAUAUGAUCCUAAUGAUGAUAUUGAAUAUAAUGAAGGAAUUGCAUAUAAAAAAAUCUUUACUGUUACUCAAGCUGCUUCACAUUGGAAACAAAAAGCUGAAAAAUAUUCUGCUCAAAAUUUUGAUGAUUUGAUAAAAGAAAUACCUCGAGCCAAUGAAGUCGAUGAAGAAAAAUUCAAAAAUCUUGUUAAACGACGUUCAGUAUAUGGGGAUCUAAUGCAAGGAUUUACUGUUGAAGAUAUAAAAGACGCUUUACUGCAAUCCAAUAAUAUUGUUCCAUUAGCAGUUAAAAUUUUAACUCGAAAACGUGGCGAUAAAAACUUUUUUCAACCAUCUUCAUUCAUCAAAAACGGAGAGCUAGUCGAGCCUCCACCGUUUAUUAUGGACACAAAGCAUUUUAACUAA